This is a messenger RNA of Strongylocentrotus purpuratus (purple sea urchin), 2287 nucleotides long. RefSeq lists its product as uncharacterized. NCBI's taxonomy places the organism in Eukaryota, Metazoa, Echinodermata, Echinoidea, Camarodonta, Strongylocentrotidae. Bases 561 to 1238 code for a protein of 225 amino acids. The transcript is spliced from 2 exons. The record is from RefSeq and is a predicted model, not a curated record.
AAGGAAUGUUAUACUCAUGUCGUACAAAAAUAUAACUAUAAUAAAACAGGUUAUAUGUGUAGAUUACUACCAAUUAAUAAUAUCAGUUAAUAACUGAUAUUCAAAUAUUGUUUGAAUUAAUGAUUAUGUAACUUUUGUAGUAACUGAAUAUACUGAUGAUUAGAAAAUAAAACCCUUUCAUAUAAUGAGACUGUUCAUAGCGCGCCAAAGCGACGGGCGUGUAUUGUAGAUCUCUCUAGCUCUGUUUAUGUUUUCAUUGUAUGUUUCGUGGGAAAAUAGUGGAGGGAUCAACUACAAGAAGAAGAAGGUCUAUAUGCACGCGCAUACACACAUGUGUACGGUAGAAGUCUAACUGUGUUCUGAUCUGCACUCGGAUGUAUUCUACUCUAUCAAAUCCAAUCCAAAGUACAGAGGUUGCAACGUUCUUUGUGUGACUGAAGUUGGGGUCAAAUGCAGCUGAAAUUAAAGAGCAGAGAUUCAGAAUUAAAUAAAAGCCAAGACUCACGAGACACUACAAAUAAGUUAAUCAGGGAAAGGCUUAGCUGUGGAUUUAGUGAAGUAUGGAUUUAGAUUCUGCACUCAAUGAACUGGGCAUGCUGAGUAUAGUGACAGAGAGCCGGAAAGAGUAUUUGAAAGAGCGAGUGUCACAGAAUGAAAACAAUAUGAACAAUGCUACAUCGUCAAUGCAACCGAGCUUCCAAAUCGUCAAAAUGAACACUCAGUUUGUCACAUGUGUAGGUUCCGUCUUAGCUAGUCAUGGCCGUCCAGUCAUAACAUCAAGCAGUAGCAGCAGCGUACAGAAUGGUGUGAUGGAAGCAGAGAAGAGUAGCAGUGCAUCCAAACCGUAUCCAUCCUUCCUUGUCAAUGAACAUCGUGUCGUAAGGACUCACAGGCCAACACGGCGCUGUCAGAGGAAGCCGUACGCUGUCCCUCAUGCGCACAGAUCAAGGACAUUGCGUUCACGGAAGUUGAAUACCAACCUGUCAACUAGUUUAGACGAUGAUGUUUUUUUAGAAGACCCGCAGACAGAUUGCAACGGGAACGGACGGAAGCUUCGCCGUCCCAGCAGUGAGGCAGCGGAUAAGGCAUCGUUGACUGUUCCUGACAUUCAACUUCACCGGUCAAAGUCUCUGGAUGAUAUUCACUUAGACCGCCUUCGCAUUGAUGAUGGACUCAGUCGACAUCGAAGCGAUGUUGAACUAGCCUCAAAGCUUAUUAGCAGUCUCAAGGUUUCUUGAGUAUUACCUAUUUUUUUUUUAUGAAAGGACUUGUUUUUUUUUAUAAUUUUGACAUGCAAUGCAGCAUGUAAGUGAGCGGUAUGCUCAGUCUUCAGUUUUUAUGAAUUUUGUUUUCAAUCUAUGGUUAUUUUGCAUUCCAGUGUUUGAAUUUAAACCAAAAAUGUUUAAUGUGUCUUAAUUUUUUAAAUACCAUUUUGCAGCAUGGCAGCAAUUUGUUAUACAUACAUGUACAUGUGCAAUGGCUCUUCAGGUUUUUUAUGACUCUCCAUAGUUGAUAUAUUCGCAUGUAGUUAUACAAAAUUAUAAAACUGAAAUAUUUCUUUUCAUAUCCUGUCAAUACUAAAGAAAUUCAUACUUACAGGUAAAAGCUCAGAGAGAUAUUGAGCUCUCUGUUUUUUACUUUUUGACAUAUAUGUUGCUGCAAAUUAUUUUUUAAUUAGGUUUUCCUGUAACUGAAACGUACAAAUGUUGGUGUACCGGUACUUAUAAGAUAACAGCAGCCUCAUAAAUCUUUUUAUUUUGGAUUGUUUGUGUAUUUGGAGAAACGACUUUGUCUUAAUUCUUUGAAUAUAGCUUUCAGCCACUCACACAUGGCCUGUUCAGACUAGACCAAAGACAAGAUAGAUAACAACAUCAUACGAAGAAACUAAUUUUUAAAAAUCAGUUGACAUGACAGCUGGCCAAUCAUCGGUUCACUCGCUCGAACGAUAAGCCUGUCCACUUAUGUAACGUACGUGUACGUACGAUAUGUUGUUCAAAAGAAAUCAUAACCCUGAUCUAUAUUUUAUUUGAAACGAUGCUCAAUGCUUUUCUCCAUACAACGUUUCUUUUUACAUUUCUUUACAAGAUACGUGGACUACAAGUAUCAUAUAGCUAUAAGAUUUUUGUAUUGCGAAAGGAAGAAUCAUGGAAGCCUGUACAGGGGUUAAUCAUGUUUGAGCAAUGAAACAAAGUUCACACCAUGUAAUGUUAAAAUGUACUGUACCUGAAAUAGUUAUGUUUUCACAAUUAUGAGCCCAAUAAAGAAUGCGAACAUGAUUUUAUACACA